UGACAGAGGCUCCAGUGUGGGCUAUAUAUACUGAGCAGACGCUACGCUGUUUAUUGCACACUGAUUGUUUCAAGAUCACUAAUGGCUUUAAUCGGUAAACCAAGGAUCAAGGAGUCCCGCUGGAAAGUUGUGGAGAAAAAGACUCAGAAGGAUGGCCUUCUCCACACCUUCUACAGCCCCAAUGGAGAUCAGUACACCGGAGAGUGGAGGAAAAACCUGAGGCAUGGACAGGGAACUCAGGUGUGGACGAGUGCCAAAACGAUGUAUGAAGGUGAAUGGAAAUGGGAUGUGCGUGAUGGUUUUGGGACGCUCUACAAACUGCAACUGCCAUCUGAGCGGUAUUUAAAAGUGUAUUUGGGGAACUGGAGAAACGAUAAGAAAGAGGGGUUUGGAAAAUAUUUCUACAGCUCUUCAUCCCGAUAUGAGGGGGAGUGGGUGAGGAAUGAGAGGAGCGGAAAUGGGAGGAUGACUUACGAGAAUGGAGAUGUUUAUGAAGGAGAGUGGUUCAGGGAUAAACCCCACGGCAAGGGCGUGCUGCUCCUCAGGAACGGGAACAGGUAUGAGGGCUACAUGAAGGAUGGGAAGAAACAAGGACACGGACGCUUUGUCUACAAGGACAUGGGUCAGGUGUACGAAGGCUUCUGGGUAGAUGAUGUGCCCAAGUGUGGGAAGCUGUGUGAGUACGACAGGAAGAAUACACACACACCUGAGCUGAACCCGAUCCCACCGGUGAGGCUGCAGGAUGUCCACGAAGUACUAAGGGAGGCACUCGGCCGUUUCUGCAGCAUGACAUGAAGGAUUAAAGCACAAAGAAGAAAAGAGAAACACAACAAAACAUAAAUAUACACAUAAGAAAAAUAUUUCGUGAAAUCGGAAAAACGCAAAAAAAAAAAAAAGUGUCUCAGAGAGACCGGAAAGAGUGGCCGUGCAUGAGAAAGAAAGUGGUGCGCACGCGAUAGUCAGUGGUGUGCACGAGAUAAUUUCCCUUCAGAAUUACACCACGUGCUUUCAGAGACUACAUAAAUAUAAUAAAUUAAUACAGAAAUCUCUUAAAUAUCUCACUGAUAUUUAUUGAGACAAUAAUAGCUUAAUUCCUUUUGAUUAUAAGAGGAAUAUGUUCUGCUUAUAAGGGUUUUCCAAAAUGUUCUUAUUGUUCCACACAUCUUUGCAUAAAUAGAAUAUUCAGACUGUUCUGUUUUUCACUGUAUAAUUUUGGUGAGAGAAAAAGCAGUCAUAAAGUAUGCUUUGCAUUUAAACAGUGAUUUAACCUUUUUCGUUGUGUAAUUAUAGAACACUUUGCAUGUUGUGUAUUGUACUGUGAAUGUUUUUCAUCUUCCACUCAUUAUUUAUUAUCUUUUUUUUUUUUUAAAUCUACUUUUAAAAUAAAAACUUUCUGAAGAA
Ictalurus furcatus (blue catfish) is the source of this 1401-nucleotide messenger RNA. RefSeq names its product MORN repeat-containing protein 3-like. Bases 82 to 795 code for a protein of 237 amino acids. NCBI's taxonomy places the organism in Eukaryota, Metazoa, Chordata, Actinopteri, Siluriformes, Ictaluridae. The record is from RefSeq and is a predicted model, not a curated record. The transcript has a single exon.